Messenger RNA from Lagopus muta (rock ptarmigan), 3239 nucleotides. RefSeq names its product neurofilament heavy chain (gene NEFH). The coding region runs from base 8 to 2710 and encodes 900 amino acids. Gene Ontology annotation, biological process: axon development. The transcript is spliced from 4 exons. Gene Ontology annotation, cellular component: axon; neurofilament. The record is from RefSeq and is a predicted model, not a curated record. Gene Ontology annotation, molecular function: structural constituent of postsynaptic intermediate filament cytoskeleton. Lineage: Eukaryota; Metazoa; Chordata; Aves; Galliformes; Phasianidae.
GGCCACCAUGAGCCUGGUGCUGGAGGCGUUGCUGGUCCCCCCGGGGGGGCUCCGCAAGGAGCCCUCUCGCCUCGCUCCGCGCUCCGCCACCUCUUCCAGCGGCUUCCACUCAUGGUCGGGACCCCCGGGCCCGGCGGGGCGAGCGCGGGGCGGCGGCGGGGGAAGCGCAGCCGCUUCCUCCACCGAGAGCCUGGACUCGCUGAACGGCGAACCGCGGGCGCGUAACGAGAAGGAGCUGCUGCAGGUCCUCAACGACCGCUUCGCCGGUUAUAUCGAGAGGGUGCGGGCGCUGGAGCAGCAGAACCGGGCGCUGGCGGCAGAGGCGGCGGCGCUGCGGCAGCAGCAGGCGGGGCGCUCGGCCAUGGGCGAGCUGUACGCCCGGGAGCUGCGCGACAUGCGGGGGGCCCUGGUGCGCCUGGGGGCCGAGAAGGGGCAGCUGCGGCUGGAGAGGGCCCGCCUGGCAGAGGACGUGGCCGCGCUGCGGGGCAGGCUGGAGGAGGAGGCGCGACAGCGCGCCGAGCUGGAGGCGGCGGCCCGCGGGCUGGCCCAGCGCUCUGCGCAGGAGGAAAGGGCCCGGGGGCCUCUGGCGGAGCGAGCCCGAGCGCUGCGGGAGGAAGCGGAGCUGCUGCGGAAACAGCACCAGGACGAGGUGGGCGCGCUGCUGCGCGGUGCCCGUGCCGAGCUGCCUGCUGAGCCCCCCGCCUCGCUGAGGCCCGGGGUCACCGCAGCGCUGCGCGACCUGCGGGAGCAGCUGGAGGGCACGGCGGCACGCAGCACUCUGCAGGCCGAGGAGUGGUUCCGCGUGAGGCUGGACAAGCUCUCUGAAGUUGCCAAGGUGAACACAGACGCCAUGCGCGUGGCUCAGGAGGAGAUCUCUGAGUACCGCCGUCAGCUCCAGUCCAAGACCACUGAGCUCGAAGCCCUCAAAGGGACACAGGAGUCACUGGAGAGGCAGAGGCAGGACUCGGAGGAACGCCAUCAUGCAGAUGUCCUCUCCUAUCAGGAAACCAUCCAGCAGCUUGACAAUGAGCUGAGAAACACCAAGUGGGAGAUGGCAGCUCAGCUCCGCGAAUACCAGGAUCUGCUCAACGUCAAAAUGGCCCUGGACAUUGAAAUUGCUGCCUAUAGAAAGCUCUUGGAAGGGGAGGAGUAUAGGAUUGAGACCAGCUUUGGAAUGGUCUCCUACCCUGAAGUGAUCCCCAAGGCUCCCAGCAUCGCCACCAACAUCAAGGUAAAGAGCGAGGAGAAAAUCAAGGUGGUGGAGAAAUCUGAGAAGGAGACAGUGAUUGUGGAGGAGCAGACAGAGGAAAUCCAAGUGACUGAGGAGGUGACUGAGGAGGAGGAGGCUGAGAAGGAAGCUGAAGAGGAGAAGGAAGAGGAGAAAGCUAAACCAGAGGGUGAAGAAGAAGCCAAGUCUCCUGCAAAAGAUAAGGCCAAAUCCCCAGAGAAACCUGAGUCCCCUACAAAGGAGGAAGCCAAGUCCCCAGCAGUCAAGUCCCCUGAAAAGCCCUCAAGCCCCUCAAAGGAAGAAGCCAAGUCCCCAGCAAUCAAAUCCCCUGAAAAGCCCUCAAGCCCCUCAAAGGAGGAGGCCAAGUCCCCAGCAGUCAAGUCCCCAGAAAAGCCUUCAAGCCCCUCAAAGGAGGAGGCCAAGAGCCCACCUGUCAAGUCUCCAGAGAAACCCACGACCCCAGCUGUCAAAUCCCCAGAAAAACCCCCAGUGCCCUCAAAAGAGGAGGCCAAGAGCCCACCUGCCAAAUCCCCAGAAAAACCUGCAACACCCUUAAAAGAGGAGGCAAAGACUCCAACUGUGAAGUCCCCAGAAAAGCCACCAAGCCCUACAAAGGAGGAGAUCAAGCCUCCAUCUGUUAAAUCCCCAGAAAAGCCACCAACCCCCUUGAAGGAGGAGGCGAAGAGCCCAGCUGUUAAGUCCCCAGAGAAACCUGCAACCCCCUCAAAAGAGGAGGCCAAGUCCCCAGCUGUCAAGUCUCCGGAAAAGCCUGCAACCCCUUCAAAGGAGGAAGCCAAGACCCCAGCAGUCAAAUCCCCAGAGAAACCCACACCCCCUUCAAAAGAGGAGGCCAAGACCCCAGCUGCCAAAUCCCCAGAGAAACCCAUGUCUCCCUCAAAGGAGGAGGCCAAGACCCCAACUGUAAAGUCCCCAGAAAAAGCCAAAUCUCCACUGAAGGAGGAAGCCAAGUCCCCGCAGAAGGAAGUGGCCCCAGCCAAGGAGCCUGUCCCCUCCCCUCCAAAGGAGCCCAAGGCCCCUGCAAAGGAAGAGCAGCCAAAGGAGGAGAAGGCUUCCCCCAAGCCUGCAGCGGAGGGCAGGAAGGAUGAGGCUCCCAAGAAGGAUGCCCCAGCCAAGGCAGAGGAGAAGCCCAAAGAGAAGGCAGCUGCCGGGCCUCCUGCCACACAGGUGAAGGAGACCAAGGCCGCCUCCAAACCUGCAGAAGAAGGGAAAGCUGAGAAGGAUGCUCAACCAAAGCCUCAGCAGGAGGCUGGCAAAGCAGCUGUGAAGGAGCCAGAGAAGCCUAAGGCUGAGGAAAAGGCGGAGGAACCAAAGAAAACGGUGGAGGAACCAAAGAAGGUGGAAGACCCCAAAUCAAAACCCAAAGACGACUCCAAAGCCAGUAAAGAGCCUCCCAAAGCUGAGAAGCCCCCCAGCAAGGAGGGCAAAGCCCCAGAGCCGGCACCCGCUGCAGGAAAGAAAUGAGCGGAGCUCCUCCGGGAGCUGGAGCUGCUCCGCUCCCCUCCGAAGGGUGAGACGGGGACGGUCCCCACCCCGGGUCCCCCCCAGCCAGGCCUUACCUUAGCAAUAUGUUUGUGAGAGACACAGCCCCUCGCUGCCCCACGCCAGUGGUAUGUUCCGAUCGCUUCAGUAGCAGAAUGUGAUCCAUGCAGAGCGCCACAUUUAACACUUGAGUUCUAACGAGGAAAACAGACCCCGGGGGAACCGACUGCCCUUCUCCAAUAAGUGCAUUUAUUUAUUGUAUGUGCAAUCGAUGGACAAGUGCAACUCAGAGCUCUAGCUGCUUGGGAGGUGUGCCGUGGGCUGGCUGGCAGAGUCCUGCCCUCGCUGGGGUGACGAGUGGCCCUCCGGGUAGCAGCCCCAGCUGUAGCUGGCUUUGGGGAAGCGGUUAGGCACUGCAGGAAUGCCCACGUAAAUACAACAUGCACUAGAAAACUCGAGCCCACUGUCAAUUGCUUAUGUGCAAUAACCAAAUAAAGUGCUUACAGAGACA